This is a messenger RNA of Myodes glareolus (Bank vole), 2064 nucleotides long. NCBI's taxonomy places the organism in Eukaryota, Metazoa, Chordata, Mammalia, Rodentia, Cricetidae. The record is from RefSeq and is a predicted model, not a curated record.
GGCCACCGCAAAGCCUGCAGUUCUAGGAAGAUGCGGCUUCCGGGAAGGGCUGGGACACAGCGGACAAAAGAUUAGGAGGCGCCUGGCCCCGCCCCGCCCUCCCAGCCCGUCACCCUCGUCCUUCCAGCCUGCUAGCUUCAGAAUCUUUCAGUCCGUCGCCCGUGCGCCCCGGGACCUUGACCUUCGCGUCCUGCCGAGUCCCGAUUCUCGAGCCGCCGUUGCCUCUGGGACAUGGUCCUUUGCAUACAGGGAUCUUGUCCUUUGCUGGCUGUGGAGCAAAUUGGGCAGCGGCCUCUGUGGGCCCAGUCUCUGGAGCUGCCUGGGUCAGCCAUGCAGCCCUUGCCCACUGGGGCAUUCCCAGAGGAGGUGGCAGAGGAGACCCCUGUCCAGUCAGAGAGCGAACCAAAGGUGCUAGACCCUGAGGAGGAUCUGCUGUGUAUAGCCAAGACAUUCUCCUACCUUCGGGAAUCUGGAUGGUAUUGGGGUUCCAUUACGGCCAGCGAGGCCCGACAACACCUACAGAAGAUGCCAGAGGGUACAUUCCUAGUACGAGAUAGUACCCACCCCAGCUACCUGUUCACGCUGUCAGUCAAAACUACCCGUGGCCCCACCAAUGUACGCAUCGAGUAUGCUGAUUCUAGCUUCCGACUGGACUCCAACUGCUUAUCCAGACCUCGAAUCUUGGCCUUCCCAGAUGUGGUCAGCCUUGUGCAGCACUAUGUGGCCUCCUGUGCUACUGACACCCGGAGUGACAGCCCGGAUCCUAUUCCUACCCCAGCCCUGCCUGCACCUAAACAAGAUGCACCUGGUGACUCAACCCUGCCUCUCCCCACGGCUACCGCUGUGCAUCUAAAACUGGUGCAGCCCUUUGUGCGCAGGAGCAGUGCCCGCAGCUUACAACAUCUGUGUCGCCUAGUCAUCAACCGUCUGGUGGCCGAUGUGGACUGCCUGCCGCUGCCCCGGCGCAUGGCCGACUACCUCCGACAGUACCCCUUCCAACUCUGAUGGGGCCAGGCACCCUGCUCUGCCUCACAUAAUUAUAGCCUGGAGGGGACACAAGCCCCAGCUGGACCUGGGUUCCUGCUGUCCCUUCUUCGGUCACCCUGGUGCCUGCAUACAUAGAGCUGGAUCAGAAAGCGCCAGCAAGAACAAGGCAGGUGGAAGAGGGGUUGUCACACAACUCUGAGGUCAGUGCCUCCGGGUCCCAUGUGGCUGUUUGUGGUGAGCCAUGUGUCAGAGCAGAGAGAGACAGGCAGGACCUCAUCUCACCCUGGAGGCUGGACCCAGGCCUCUAUUCACUAGUGUGCCCUAACCACCUGAACUCUGUGUAUUCUCCCAGCCCUGGUUUCACCAUCUGCUGGGUAGGGCAGGCUCCCUACCCAUCUGGAGAGCAGCCAAUCUGUUUCUGGGAGAGUAUCAGCCAGAGGAACUGAGGUUGAUGGUACCAGCCCCUCAUGGGGAAGUAGGCCAGGCUGGUGGGGAGGGGGCUACAAAGUUAAACAGUAUUUAUUUAUUUAUUUUCCUUGUGGGGAUUGGGGGUGGAUUAAUGGCGUGAGCCAUCCCAUUUCUCUGCCCUAAGGCCCGAGUCAGCCAAAGAUCCCCAGCCCUGGUUCUUCCCUGUGGAGAACCCCAUCCACGGAUGUCUUGUUGGGCCCAAAGUAGUCCUGAAUGCCCUGGCCCUGACCACCUGCAUAUGAAUGUGCCCACUCCCUUUUUCCCCUAGCCUCUUCGGGAGGCUGGGUAACCAGACAAACGGGAGCCAGAAACACGGAGCUCACACUCAUCUCCUCUGGGGGCAAUGCCAUGGCUUCACAGAGCUGGCUUCUCUGUGGUGCAGCCCCUGCAGAGGGCACGCUCUGGGUCAGGAAGGGGAUGCUGGCUAGGGCUGCUGCUGCAGCUCUUCAGCGUCUGCUUCCUGCCCAGGAAGUUGCCCACAUGUGAGAGAGGGAGAAAUGCAUACCUAACGAGACUUUAUAAAACAAUUAUUAUAGCACAAAAACCAGUUUGGUAGUUUCUCUUCCACUGAUUUUUCUGUAUCGAUAAUAAAAUUAUGCCUUCCAUUUA